UUAGUAAUUCUACUAAUCGUCGAUAGAUGGUAGCGCAAUUGCAUUUGACAGUUCCAAACAAUAUUUACUUUUAAAAAUCUUAUUUUUAUUAAUUUUAUUGUUAAAUGAAUAAUCAAGAUUGCUAAAAUGAAGCUAAUUCAAUAAUUUUUCCUUAAAAUUUUAACAAUUAAAUAAAUUUAUAAUAUUAAUAAUAUAUUAGAAUGAAAUAGUUCAAUUGCUAAUUGAUGUAUUUCCAUAUAACUGUUUCUAAGAACAGCCAUUUUUUUGAAAAGAUGAUGCAAUCAAUGACACAUCAAGCAUAUUACUAAUCAUUUUUUAAAUCAUAAAAUUAUUUACCGCUAUUUUUAGAAAAAAAUCAAAUUGCAAGAUGAAAUGUCAUCAAAAUCAGUUCUACUUUUACAAUAAGUCAAAACUGUCGAAACAGUUCCCAUCGGACUAUAGCCUAUCGGAUGUUAAGCGAAAGCCGCCAGCUGGGAGUGCUAUUUUGAACGAAAUACAGUGUUGCCAAAUCGCGAGGCAAGUAAGUUCAAACACGUGCCCCGUGUUUUGCUCUUGGAAAGAGAUAACUGCGUUACCUGACAAAACAGAAUGUUUGCUUUUCACUUCAUUCAAUGUAAAGUUUUUCGCUUAUCUUAAUAAAAAAAUACAAAUUUGAAAUGGAAAUUUGUCACUAUUUAACAAUCAACUUCAUAUACUUUCGAUUAUAUUUUACAAACACAUGUCACACUAUUCAAACAUUAAAACAUACGAAUAUUCAAACGAAGAGGGAAACUUAAAUCUGAGAACAAAAUAUUACAUGCUCCAAUAAGUUUCUUAUAUAUACUUAAUUUCACUCCAAUUUAGUUUAUUUAUAUAAAAAUUCUAAUAAUAAGAUAAUUUAAAAAACAUUUAUAUUACAAAUAUAAUUUAUAUAAAAUUAUAAUUUCUUAUUUUGAAAAGAAUUUUUCAAAGCCAUGCCCAAAUCUCCAGCUGGACAAGAAAGUUCAGGUUCGAUGGAGAAGAUGUGGCAACGUAGCAACUGCGUGAGCCGAGAUGCGCGGCAUGAAUAGCACCGACGUUGAUGGGCCGACCCGUUGUCGACGGCUGGAGGGGAAAGGAAUAGGGUAAAAGUUUCCACGAUGGUAGGGAUAGACAGGAAACGAUGAAACGGAAGGGGGAUGCGAUACAUUCUGCAUGUGGUAGUCGUCGGUGAGAGUAAUAUAACCGAGGUAAUGUUACCCAGUUGCUGUUUACGGAGAGUUUUUGGAAAUUUCAUAAGCACAUCUAGUUUCCCGGUUAAAUUUGAAGCGCGGCAAAUCAAAUUGUCCAAUCAUAAUAAUCGAACUAUUACACGUUAGCUAUACAUUGACUAACAUAUGCUUCAUGAAAAUCGAACUAAUGAGAACAACUAUGUUGGAAAUACAUAUACACAUAUGAAACAUUUUGUAAAUUAUCGAACUUGUAGAUAAUAACAUCGUCAAUGCUUUCACGUGGACAUUCUGCGCGCGAAUCAAUUUAAAUUCCAUUUUGAAUUUCACAAUAUAAAAUGUUCAAAUAUUUAUUAUACAAUAUAAUUAUUAUAUAAUAUAACAAUAAUUUGAUCGAAUAGUUAAUUUUUAUAUAAUCUAAUAAUAGAUUAAAAAAAUAUCUUUAACGGUUAAAAAAAGAUAUACAUAUACAUGAAUUGUAUUGUUUGAAAAUUUUUAGUUUAAAGAUUCUUGAGAAACGUCGGACAUAGUGCGGCGUAUUGGUGACGGUGAAAUCGUAGAGGGGACGACCCCUCUUGCCCUACUCCGCUGUGCGCAACGUCAUUGUGCUGUGUGGGGCCAUGAUUGUUGGAGUGUGUGUGCGUCCCUCGAGCUACGCGCAGACCUGCCCAGUAAAUACGAGGUUUCCGUUCUCUGUGCGUGUCGAAAGAGUGCGUAGUAAAGGAAGAAAAGUCUUGUCUCAUCGGCAUCCUGGAUCACCGGCGUGUCCAUCAUGCCGUUGAGUAUUGGGGUUAACUUAAGAGUGACCGGACACUGUAAUCAGGGCGGUCGUAAGUACAUGGAGGACAUGUUCAGCGUGGCUUUUCAAUCGACACCGGAUGACAAAGAUUUAGAAUAUGCCUUCUUCGGAAUAUUCGAUGGCCAUGGUGGCGGCGAAGCAGCUACUUUUGCCAAAGAACAUCUAAUGAAUGUUAUUGUAAAACAGAAGAAUUUUUGGAGUGAUCGUGAUGAGGAUGUACUUCGAGCCAUCAAAGACGGAUAUGUGAACACGCACUAUGCGAUGUGGCGGGAGCUUGAUAAAUGGCCAAGAACCGCAUCCGGACUACCAUCUACGGCUGGGACUACGGCUAGCAUAGCUUUUAUUCGUAAAGGGAAGAUUUAUUUAGGUCAUGUAGGAGAUUCUGCCAUAAUAUUAGGAUACCAAGUAGAUGGUGAUCCUCAAUGGCGAGCAGAAGCUUUAACCAAGGAUCAUAAGCCAGAAAGUGGACCAGAAAUGAUGAGAAUACGUGAAUCUGGUGGUAAAGUUGUUAGUAAAUCUGGAGUUCCAAGAGUUGUAUGGAAUAGGCCUCGUAUAGGACACAAAGGACCAGUUCGAAGAUCAACUCAUAUAGAUGAAAUUCCUUUUCUUGCUGUUGCUAGAUCAUUAGGUGAUCUUUGGAGUUAUAAUUCUGAAUUAAACACAUUUGUUGUAUCUCCAGAACCAGAUGUUAAAGUAGUUGCAAUUGAUGUUGAAUCACAUCGUUGCCUUAUUUUUGGAACAGAUGGUUUAUGGAAUAUGUUAACACCUCAAACUGCAGUAGCUAUAGUUCAAGCUGCAGAUAGACAUAAUGAAAAACACCUAAUAGCUUCUCAACAAACGUGUAAUGGGCAAGCUGAUAAUGUUCAACUAUGGAUAAAUCCUUCAAAAAGUUUAGUAGAUAGAGCAUUAGAAAAAUGGUCAUCAAAAAGAUUACGUGCAGAUAAUACAAGUGUAGUUACAUUGAUGUUGGAUCCACCAGGUCCAUCUCGUAGUGAGGUUCUAUUAAGUCAGAAAGAAUGUCUUGUGAUGCAUCAUACGAUUCAUACACCUACACCUGUACCUGUUGAAACUCCAGAAAGAUUGAAUUAUAAUCCAGUCUUUUUAAGUAUACCAAGACCUCCUAUAAUAAAUCACAAUGAUCUUAAAGAAUCAGAUUUCUCAAAUCAAAUUCAAGAAAAUACAAAGGAAUCGAAUGUAGAAAAUAUUUUACUUGUAGAAAAAGUAGAAGAAAAUCAAAAUCAAGUAGAUGAAACGCACAUGUCUAUUCAGGAAAAUUUUGUUGAUGAAAAUAUUCAAGCUAUAGAAACAUCAUCCAAUAAAGUAUUAGAAAGAAGUAUAGAAGUAAAUAAUCUUGAAUCUGAAACAAUUCCAGUAGAAAAAAUUGAAAAUAUCGAAGAACAAGCAAAAACAACAAAGCAGGAACAUAUGCCAAUUCAUGAUCUAUUAAUUUCACAAAAUUCGUCUGAAAUAGAAAAUAAAAACGAUCCUAACGUUUCAAAUGUGAUUCACCAAAGUGCAUUUUCUAAUGAUUGUAAUGGUACACAUUCUUCUGCAGUUAUUAACACAGAAAAUAAUGAAACUAUUUCGGAAAAUACUGCUUGUAGAGAAAAUGAAAUAAAAACUAACAUAUUAAAUGGAUCACGUCAUAAACAGUCAACAGUGUUUUCUACGUCAAGAAAAGAAGUCCGAAACAGAAGAAGAAGGCACAGCUUAAAUACACAUUCGCGUAACACUCUCAUGGAUACGGGUUCUCUAGAAACAAAAACAUAUGUAAAUUCUAGACUUAAAUCGCGUAGUACAAAAGUGUCUGUGACAAAUAACAUGGUAGAGGAAGGUGUGAAAAACUCGACAAAUAAAACGAGCAGUAGUGCUAUUGGUAAACGAAGACAUAGUGCAAUAUCUCAGAGUGUAAUUAACACGGUCGAAGAAUCAUGUAUAUUACAAGAACCAUGCGUUAAAAGGAGAACGCGUUCAGAGGAUCGUCCAAAUCCGGUCGAUGAGAAUGAUCCAGCAAAUCAAGCCACGAAAGAUGCGAGUGGUAAUUUAAGUUGGACUACCACAGAAUCCAAUAUUACUCGUUCUACAGCUGGUGCUACCACUGUACCUGUACAGGAAAGACUGUCUUCGCUAAAUAACUUCCAAAGAAAUUUGGGAAAGAAAGCUACACCGGUGAAGACUAUUAGAAGACCAUCUAUUAAAGGUCUGUUAAAACAGUUGUGGGCUGCUAGUCUCAGUGCAAGAGAAUGGGAUCAGGGGAGAAGUAAUCGAUCAAAUAAUUGUAACGAGCGGAGGAUAAAUCGAACUAUGUCUAUUAUAGGUUCUUCGGAUAGUACCACCGUACCGCAACGUUGGCUCAGGUCGGAUACUAUUGCGGCGACACCUGUAAAAACACUACGCUCACGUAAUGUAGAUAUAACUGGUCACACGAUAUCUGCACAAUUAGUACAUCAGUAUGGCAUAGUAAAGCAAAGUCGACUUUCUUUGCCGAGUAAAUUGAAACAGUCCAAUAAUAAUGGAUUUCUACAAUCGAGUAGAGUAAGGUCUUCUUCUUUAACAUCUAGUAUAAAACAAACUAACAGUAAUAAUGGGAAUGGAGCUUGCUCUACGAUUAAUCCUACCAACACGGGAUGUAACUCUAGUUCCGGAAUGGCUAAAAGAGUUAAGUCACCAUAUAACCCGAGUGCUAGAUCAUUAAGUACGCGAUCUCGCAUUAAACGCCUUGGAAAAUGAGAUAGGGUAAUGUAUAUUAAUUAUAUUACUUGUUACAUUAAACAGGGUAUUUUUUACCCUGAUCAAAUUUUUAUUUACUUUGCUUUUCAUAUUCAUGAAAAGAUACUAGUUGAAAGAAAAGCUAUUCUCAUACUAUUGCAUUUUAUCUUGAAGCUUAAAGAUAAUGUAGAUAAGCUCUUGACUCAAUUUUCCAAACAUCUUGUCGGGAUUAGAUUUGCAUUUUAUGGACCAAUCAAUUUACGUAACAAAAAAUUAUCAAUUUCCGUUGUUUCCUAUUUUAGUUCUAACUUCUUCUUACAAUUUUCUUGCUAGUAAGUAAUAAAUAAUCACGUACUAUACGAAGAUACUAUUGUAAAUAAAGCAAUAGUUUGUUAUCAAUAAAGUAGUAUCUUUAACUUCCACGGCACACUACGGGUGAAAAGUCGAUCAUAUUUUUCAUAUUUGCAUAUUUUCACGCAUUGAAAAAUAUCAAUAAUGUAGAUAUUCAAUAUUCAUUAAAUAAUAUAAUAACGUGUUUUUUCGUGUUUCGUUUCCGAAGAGAAAGAAAUAUAACAAAUAAAAUUGCAUGCUUAUUUUCCGACUGUAGAUAUAAUUGAAAAUCGUGAUGAUUUUUAUUGUUAUUCAUGUGUAUAAUUUCCCGAAUGUAACAGUAUCCUUUUAUUAUCGUAUAACGUAUAUUUUUUGAUUUCGAAAAAUUAAUAUUAUUUAUUUCGUUUUUCAAGUAUGAUUUCUUUUUCUCAAAUAACAGAUCACAAUAUUAAUUUUAUCGUUGUUUCAUUUGAAUUUUGUCAUCAGAAAACUAAAUACAUUUUUAUCACUUUUCACUUUCUUAAAAGUCAGUUUGACUAUAUGUAUAAGUAAUAUUGAAAGACUUCUUUUAUUUUUUAUGCUUUCUAAUAUCUGACUAGCUUAUUGAAGCGUUAAUUAUAAGAGAAGAAGUUUAAAAUUUAAAAAAAGUACGUGAACAUAUGUAUAAAAUAUGUGAGCAUGAAAAGCGUAAAAAAAAAACAGAGAAUGACUGUACCGACAGAGUGUGUAUGUGAUUUAUAGAAAUUAUUUCGAACAAUUCCUCAACUUGUUCAGGUGAUGCGAUUUUUUAAUCGAUUUAGUAGUGUCACUAAAUCAGUUUAAAAAACUGCAUCAUUUGAACGAGUUGUAAAUAUUACAGUCUUCUAAGAAGGAAUGAUUUUUAAACGGAUUAACAAGUCAUUAAAGAGAAAAUAUGACUUGUUAGAAUUGAAAAAUUAAAAUAUCUAGUACGUAGGUACGUAAUCAUCUACUUUGGCCGAGUGAGUAGCUGUUCAAAAUUCGUUCGAUAUUAAAAAAGAAUGAACGUAGUCGUUAAAUUUUGAUAUUUAACUUUAUACAAUGAUAGCACAAAGUCGUAAGAAAGUCUUUUGAUACAUAAAAGAUUCACAAAUAUUUCAAUGCAAUUUUAUUCACUAUUGUAAGUGUUCAAACACGAUAGAAUUUUGAAUAGCAACCAUUUUGGCAUGAAGUGAUAUUGAAAAUGACUGUCUAUUAUGCGAUACAAAAUUUAGAUUAUAUUUAGAGUAAUUUAAGAAAAGAAGUGAUUUAAUGAGCGAAUGAAGUAAAUUUCAUUUGUUUAUAGAUGUUCAAUAAUGUAAAUCAUUGAAGCAGUAAACUUAAUACAAAUGUUCCAUAUAAUUUUGUGCAUAAAUUCUUAAAUAGGAACAUAUUCUAUUAAAAGUUUUGUUUUUGUGUAUUUGUUGAGAAUGUAAUUUUGAAUUUUGUGGUACUAUUUUAAGGUAAUUUGAAAUUUGUGGAUAGUCAACGAAGCGUACUUUAGAAAUUUAGUUUGAAAGUUUAGUUGAGUAUGUGAAUAUAAAAAAUAAUUAUAAAUGAUUAGAACGAGACAAGUAAAUUCUCGUCUAUGUAUUACAAUCUUAUUUCAUGUAUUUAAAUACGAUAAUUGUUGACGAUUUUUUGUUAAGAAAUAUUUAAAAUUAUAAUCAAGUUAUUUUUAGGAUAAUUUUUAAUCAACUUUUAUAGUUGGAUUUUUUUCCCUAUAUAAAUAAUAUUGUAAUAAGAGAAUUUACUGUGUCCAAAUUAUCUAUGUAAAAAUUAUUUAGCAAGAUAAAAAUAGAGGAAAAAGAAAAGCCUGAUUAUAUGUUGGAAAAGUUUAUGUUUAUAUAAAUUUAUCAAUAUUUUUAUAUUUUUAUGUUUCAUUAUAGACAGUGCAGAGAAACAUAAUUAUAUCAAAGAGAAGAAUAUGAUAAAGAAAAGAAAAUAAUGACACGUGCCUACAAUAGUUACCAUUUAAAUGUAUAUAUAUAUGUAUAAAGUGUAUUCAUAUAUAUCAUGGAUCAAGAAGAAAAUAAUUUUUCAUUGAUUUAUUGGAAAUACAAGUACCAAAUAAAAGGUAUAUAUAUAUAUAUAUGUAUAUAUAUGUAAAUAUAUAUAUGUAUAUGUAUAUAUAUAAAUUGAUCUUGAAUUAUCUCUUCUUGGUACAUGCAAUACAAGUAGCACUGUGUAUACAUAUAAAUAUAUAUAACUAUGUAUGUAAAUAUAUAUAAAGACGCAUAUAUAUACAUACAUAUGUAAAAUAAAAACACGUAUAUUUGAAAGUCAUCUACGUACGUGUAGAUAUAAUUAAAAAUAAAAAAGAUAUAGAUGAUUGUGCUCAUAGAAAAGAAAAAAAACAUUUUUGCUAGUGUUUAUUUAUAUACAUAAAGAAUUAUAAUAUACAAAAAAUACAAAAUAAAGAAAAGGACUUGGAAAAGAAGUCCGUCUGGUUGCGCUUGUAGAUUUAACAUUCGUUAUAUAGAACAUAAAUUAAAAAAAAAAAAAUCUAAGUAUUUUCUGAGAGUUCAAAUAAAUGGAAACAGAAAUAAGAUUCAAUAGGGUAAUGGAAAUGUAUAGUGAACGAAAAUUUAUAGCUGGUUUAUCUCAGGUUAAGUAUAGGUUGAAGGAGGCGAACUCGAACAAAUGUGUGAUCACGUUUCAAAUCUGUAUAUUUUAAUUAAAUAAACUGAAAUAUACAAAUGUU
Molecule: messenger RNA, 7726 nt
Organism: Apis cerana (Asiatic honeybee)
Lineage: Eukaryota; Metazoa; Arthropoda; Insecta; Hymenoptera; Apidae
Gene: Pp2C1
Product: protein phosphatase 2C
Biological process (GO): protein dephosphorylation
Molecular function (GO): protein serine/threonine phosphatase activity; cation binding
Source: RefSeq, a predicted model, not a curated record